AGAAGAAGAAAGUAACUGUUAGCUAGCUGCUUGACACAGAAUUACCACUUUAUGUCCGUCAACGCUAGACAGUAAUUUUACGAUUUGUUGUUGGAGAGCAUCGGAAUAGCAUUUUUUUUUAAAUCAAAAGCUAAUGGUGUGGAGUCGGACUGUUACAUUUCUCUCCGCACUGAGUGGCUAACCACAAAAAGGAAGCAAUGAACUUCCAGGGCAGUCGGAGGCGAGGAGAGGAUGGCAUCGCCAUGGUGAUUGACUUCCUGCUGUCUAAUGCCCGGCUGGUUCUUGGAGUUGGUGGGGCUGCCGUGCUAGGAAUUGCUACAUUGGCAGUGAAAAGGCUCAUAGAGCGUGCAGGCCGUGCAGCUGAUGAUGAAAAGGUGGAGCAGAAGAUGGCUGAGAGCUGGGAGGAGUUGAGUUUGGUCUCUGCUUCCCCCACAAUGAUCAAAAAGGGCAUUGAGGGUGUGGUGAUGAAACAUGUUGCCAAGGCAGCCAGACAGCAGAAAGCUGACCUGUGCCAACAACCUCAGAUGUCGGCUCUGGAGGUGCAGUCUAAACCUGAGUCAAAGUCCAGGAGGCUCCAGCUGUGCGUCCUCAGUUUACAGGCGCGCCUGCAGCAGUACUAUCACACGAGGGUGGCACUAGCUCAACAUGAGGUCCAGAGGGCUCAGUCUUUAGCUCUGGACAUCUGCAUGGAGAUCCAGGGCUUUCUGCACGGCCGUCAUCCUGACAUGCCCCUGGGAGAAAUGAGCCUUGGAGGUUCUCUACUGGAUGACCUGCAGGUGGUCAGUGCAGACCAUGCAUGUCUGCUGGUGCCUCUACAGCUGGAGGCCUCUCUAUGGCGUCUCGUCCCAGGAGAGGAAACACUGCUCACACACCCGCUGCACUGGAUGGUCCGACGGGUCAAUCUGGAAUAUUUUCCUAGAGGACGCAGCUACUGGGACAGGUACCUGGUGGGCGGCUACCUGUCGUCAGAAGCUCUUGUGAACAUGUUUAGUAAGACUAUCAUGGAAACUAUAAACUGGCCAUCCAUCAGCAGCACUAUGGACUGUCUUGUCAGACCUGUACUGGGAGGACCAGACCUGAGACUGGAGAUUCGGCCUGGAAAUGAAAAAGAAGGGGCUCAAAGCAGUGAUCAGCCCCUGUUCAUCUCCAUGCUGCCUCUGCUGAGGGAGGGGGACGUGGUCCUGACUGCCCAGCCUGAGCUCACCUCUCCCUGGGUCAACGCCUGGCACCUCUCUCUCUACCCGUGGGAGACUCAGCGCCUGGCUCAGCUCGACGCCGCUGAUGCUGGAUGCCGCAGACAGACACUUAAAAUCCUCAAGGCGGCAUGCAGACUGAAUCCCGCCUUGCGACCACUCGAAGCCGCCCCGCUAGCCAAUCUCAUCCUGCACCUCAGCGACAGUGAGAGCAGCUGGUCCCAGAUCAGCCUGGAUGUGAGAUUCCAGCAGUGUAUUGUAGAGCUGAUUGGCUACCUAGAACAAGGGGCGUUGCACAGUUACUUCAAGCCAGCUGUCAAUCUGCUCAGCGGCUUGUCAGAGGACCAGGUGGAUCAGAUGGGCUUCAUGCUCUACUGCGCUGUGUCAGAGCCUGAAAUACUGCUCAUAUAACAGUCUGCACAUACAAUACAUUUCUCAAGCUCUGACACACACAGAGAUCAAAGGAUAAUCUUUUAUCAUCCAAGAUUGGUUCAUGGCAAAGACGUUGUAUUCUUCCCACCGCCUUCUCUCGUUGUUUAUCUCCUCCGUCCUGCUUCAAUGCGUGGGAACAGCGUACAGUUGGAAUGAUGAACUGGCAGGCCACCAUGGACAUCUACGCUGCAGGAGGAGAAGCUACAGGGAGACUUCAGAUGUGAAAGUGAUAAUCAAGCUUAGCCAGCCAGUGCAAGGAAAAAAUACAUACCAAGGAAAGGAGCUGAGAAAGAGUUUAUCAAGGUGUUUGAAACAAUGCUUCAGUAUGUGCCUGAUCAGAACUGCCCACACACACCACAGCCAAGUCUGCAUUUAGGUUUGUGUGCUCAUUAGUUUUCACAGGGAGUCAGUGAUGGUGAGCUUGGCCAGGUUCAGUUCAGUAUAUCCAUUAACAUCAGAAUAGCAGUUUAUUGCUUCAGUGCAUACAUUUUUUCUGUCUUUAAAUUGAUGCUGUGUGCUGUGUAUAAUUUUCCUGAAAAUCCUUAAUAUAUUUCAACUAUGCAGAAAAAUAAUGACCUGCUGACACCCACCAGGUUUUGUGCACUUAUUAAGCUACUCAGUCUGUCUGAGUUGGACUUGAUGAACUCAGCAUGUAUAUUUUAUUAUACUGGUGGUGGAAGUGUGCAGUAUUUUGUUUGACUUGUUUAGUGUUCAGUCUAUUGCCAAUCAUUUGGGUAAACUAACCCUUUUCAAUUAUGGUUUAAGUUUCCUAAUAAUUUUAUGCACUUGCUUUUACAUACAGUAUGAAUGUUGUGGACAUUUCUUCAGUUGUGUUUUCUUGCUGAGUGAAAGAAAUUUGUUUGUGAUUGAAUGUUGAAAUGGCAAAUAAAAAAUGUAAGCGUUUGUUUAUACACUCGAGCUGUUCAGAGAUCCUUUUCUAAAGUGAUUCAAAUAUAGGUGAUGGGUGGCAGGACAAAAUUUCCAGUCUUAUUCUGUGCCAAAAUGACUCUGACAAACAGGUGAAGUUAAAAUGAGGCUGAAUUUGUCAAAUUUUCCUGAGUGUUUGUAGUCAGAAUUCCUCUGAUGGUGUUUCCUUGAUGAGCUGUGGCAGAGCCUUUGAAAUGUGUAUUAACACGGAAUAUUAAAUCCGGGGUCAAAUUCCUUGUGUCUACAGAUACUGGAUCAAU
Messenger RNA from Chelmon rostratus (copperband butterflyfish), 2812 nucleotides. It is a transcript of the gene mief2, whose product is annotated as mitochondrial elongation factor 2. Gene Ontology annotation, cellular component: mitochondrial outer membrane. The transcript has 8 exons. NCBI's taxonomy places the organism in Eukaryota, Metazoa, Chordata, Actinopteri, Chaetodontiformes, Chaetodontidae. Bases 198 to 1604 code for a protein of 468 amino acids. The record is from RefSeq and is a predicted model, not a curated record. Gene Ontology annotation, biological process: mitochondrion organization; positive regulation of mitochondrial fission.